Prunus mume (Japanese apricot) is the source of this 1828-nucleotide messenger RNA. RefSeq names its product alanine--glyoxylate aminotransferase 2 homolog 2, mitochondrial-like. Gene Ontology annotation, molecular function: pyridoxal phosphate binding; transaminase activity. The record is from RefSeq and is a predicted model, not a curated record. Gene Ontology annotation, cellular component: mitochondrion. NCBI's taxonomy places the organism in Eukaryota, Viridiplantae, Streptophyta, Magnoliopsida, Rosales, Rosaceae.
GUCCAGCUAUAUAAACCCCUCUCCGCCUUCCCCUCUAUUAGCUCCACUACUCUCUCUCUCUCUCUCUCUCCCACCUUCCCAUAUUUUCUCUGUCUCACAACCAAAACUCCUGCAUUUUCGGAAUCUUCAGAAACCAACACACAGAGAGGCAGCCAAAAAAAUAUGCAGGGAUUAGUAGGGAGAAGGGUAUUAUCUGGAACAGCACAAUCCCUACUAAGGCAGCGCUGCUUCUCUCAGGUGGCCCAAAGCGAAGUUCUCCGAGACGAUGGCGUCGCUACGCCGAAAAUGCCCCCCUUCGAUUACACCCCUCCUCCCUACACCGGCCCCACCGCCGACGAGAUCUUCGCCCAGCGCAAGGAGUAUCUCAGCCCUUCGAUGUUCUGCUUCUACAACAAACCACUAAACAUAGUGGACGGGAAGAGGCAGUACUUGUUCGACGAAAGCGGGCGGAGGUAUUUGGACGGUUUCGGAGGGAUUGCUACGGUGAGCUGCGGGCACUGCCACCCCGAUGUGGUGGAGGCCAUAGUCAACCAAACCAAGCGCAUCCAACACUCCACCAUCCUCUACCUCAACCAUGCCAUCGGCGAUUUCGCCCAGGCGCUCGCCUCCAAGUUGCCCGCCAAUCUCAAGGUGGUGUUUUUUACAAACUCGGGGACGGAAGCGAACGAGUUGGCGAUGUUGAUAGCGAGGUUGUACACGGGGAGCCAUGACAUUAUCUCGUUGAGAAACGCUUACCAUGGCAACGCCGCUGGCACCAUGGGGGCCACCGCUCAGGGCAACUGGAAAUUCAAUGUCAUCCAGAGUGGAGUUCAUCAUGCCGUAAACCCGGACCCAUACAGAGGAGUUUUUGGUGCAGAUGGAGAGAAGUAUGCCAAUGAUGUUCAAGAUCUCAUAGACUUUGGAACCUCAGGCCAUGUUGCUGGUUUUAUGUGUGAAGCCAUACAGGGAGUAGGUGGAAUUGUAGAAUUGGCGCAAGGUUACUUGCCAGCCGUUUAUACUAGUGUGAAGAAAGCAGGAGGCCUUUUCAUUGCUGAUGAGGUCCAGUGUGGUUUUGCUCGCACAGGAAGCAACUUCUGGGGAUUUGAGGGCCAUGGUGUUGUGCCUGACAUUGUAACAAUGGCCAAGGGCAUUGGAAAUGGCAUUCCUCUUGGUGCUGUUGUAACCACUCCUGAGGUUGCAGAGGUCCUGACUCGCCGCAAUUACUUCAACACCUUCGGUGGGAAUCCAGUAUGUACAGCCGCGGGACUUGCUGUUCUAAAAGUGAUUGAGAAAGAAAAGCUUCAGGAUAAUGCUUUCGUCGUGGGAUCAUAUCUGAAAGAAAGACUCAAUGCCCUCAAGGAUAAAUAUGAACUUAUUGGGGAUGUGAGGGGAAGGGGAUUAAUGCUUGGAGUUGAACUAGUCACUGAUCGUGAGCUGAAGACACCUGCAAAGGCUGAAACUGUACAUAUAAUGGAAAAGAUGAAAGAUUUGGGAGUGUUGAUUGGCAAAGGCGGCUUCUAUGGAAAUGUUUUCAGAAUCACACCUCCCCUGUGCUUCACCAAGGAUGAUGCAGAUUUUCUUGUGGAUGCAAUGGACUACACAAUGUCUAAGAUUUGAAGCCUCAAGUCUAAUUGUACAUAAGGUGUCUAAUUAUCGUUCACGAAUUGGUCUAAGCACCGUUGUACUGUUAUCUUUUGAAGAAAAAAAAAAUUAUCAAUAUAUAUAGGUUUGUGCUUCAAUAAUUCACUGUGAUCCUGGAAAACGAAGGGUCAACAACUCGUUGUCUCUCACUCAGCAGAUACGCUUGCUAUGUUUACUUCUUAUAUCUUAUAAAUAUUUUAUGGGUGUC